This is a messenger RNA of Pseudomyrmex gracilis, 1512 nucleotides long. It is a transcript of the gene wal, whose product is annotated as electron transfer flavoprotein subunit alpha, mitochondrial. Gene Ontology annotation, cellular component: mitochondrion. Gene Ontology annotation, molecular function: flavin adenine dinucleotide binding; electron transfer activity. The record is from RefSeq and is a predicted model, not a curated record. NCBI's taxonomy places the organism in Eukaryota, Metazoa, Arthropoda, Insecta, Hymenoptera, Formicidae. The transcript is spliced from 4 exons. Bases 341 to 1345 code for a protein of 334 amino acids.
ACAAAAAAUCGGAUAUGUCGAGGGAAAACGUGAGAAAAAUGUCACGCAAAUUGAAACACCCAAUGCCAAGGCAAGGUUGUCGAAUAACUACUGCAAUAAAAAAAAAAAACUAAAAUACACGUGUACCGUAAAUGUGUGCGCGCAUUUGUGAUCUCCGUGCGCGGAAACCAUAAACUUGCGGGACUUUGGACCGAACUUUUGUCCCACUCUUCCGUUCUCUGUCAACGAGAUUGCGUGUGGAAACGGGGUAUCGUGUAGUUUUUUUUGCAUCUGUCAUUUCAUUGACAAAGUCAUUCGGGUCGCCUGAAAAAAAAAAAAAAAAAAAGACAAUCCGACAACGAUGUUCUCUACGUGCCUCAGAACAACUUUGCGGACCUCCACCAACAAGUUUGGCUCGUUAGCGCGUUACGAGUCCACUUUGGUGAUUGCCGAACAUAACAAUGAGAAUUUAUUACCGAUCACAUGCAACACGUUGACAGCUGCCAGGAAGAUCGGUGGCGAUGUGACGGUAUUGGUGGCGGGAACAAAAUGCGAGACGGCCGCGAAGAGCGCUUGCAAAGCCAAAGGCAUAUCUAAGGUUCUUAUGGCGGACAGCGACGUGUUCAAGGGAUUCACCGCGGAAUCGCUUACGCCGCUCGUGAUCAAACUGUGCAAUGAUCACAAAUUCACACACGUGUUGGCCGGCGCGAGCGCGUUUGGCAAAGCUUUGCUGCCUAGAAUUGCAGCUAAAUUAGAUGUGUCUCCGGUGAGCGAUAUUAUCGACAUAAAGGCGCCGGAUACCUUCGUGCGCACCAUAUACGCUGGCAAUGCUAUUCUGACUCUCAAGUCUGUGGACAAGGUGAAGGUGGUGACCGUGAGAGGCACUUCUUUCGAGUCGCUGCCUCUGGAAGGCGGUGACGCCAAAUGCGAGACCGUCGCCGCUGUUGACGUACCGAAUCAAGUUCAAUUCGUCAAGCAAGAACUCAGCAAAUCGGACAGACCCGAACUAACGUCCGCCAAGGUCGUGAUAUCCGGCGGGCGUGGAAUGAAGUCGGGCGAAAACUUCGAAUUGCUUUACAAACUCGCGGACAAGCUGAACGCGGCGGUUGGCGCGUCCCGCGCCGCGGUUGACGCGGGCUUCGUGCCGAAUGAUUUGCAAGUUGGACAGACCGGAAAGAUCGUCGCACCUAAUCUGUAUAUAGCGGUCGGUAUCUCGGGCGCGAUUCAACAUCUGGCCGGGAUGAAGGACUCGAAGACAAUUGUGGCAAUCAACAAGGACCCGGAAGCUCCGAUCUUUCAAGUGGCCGAUCACGGAUUGGUCGCGGAUUUGUUCAAGGCUGUGCCAGAGCUCACAGAUAAAUUGUAAAAAAUUUAAUAUAAUCAAAUUUAAAUAGUAUUUUUGCAUCUUAAGAUUUGUAUUUUAUAUAUAAAUAGUUAAUUUCGCGUUGUAUCCAUGCCAAUACUACGUAAUAUAAAAAAAAAAAACUGUACAUAUAUAAUGUGAUAGAAAAGAAUUGUGCAAUUAAAAUCUUU